Molecule: messenger RNA, 1288 nt
Organism: Mycena citricolor
Lineage: Eukaryota; Fungi; Basidiomycota; Agaricomycetes; Agaricales; Mycenaceae
Source: the annotation of a GenBank genome assembly
CCAUCUUCACUCCCGACGGUAUUGAGCUUCAACCGGAACGCAACCGUGGCCCACCUGCCCACCGCGACAUCGAAGUUGAACGCGCCGCGGCCGAGCGAAAAUCCGUAAUCGGGGUUGGCUUUCGAUGUCGGCGGGACGGCGAGUUGGCGCUCGCGAUUGUGAUCGGUGAGGGGUAGCGCGGGUAUACCGCAGUAGCAUAUGGGACAAGGCGAACCUCCACAUCGGCCGAAUAUUGAAGCAUUUACACCGAUUGUCUUUCCUACCCCCAGUGCACGCGUACGACAGCUUCCCAUCACCACCAACUGGCCGUGGAGUCUCAGCGCGCAGAACCUGCGAGCCACAGCAGGACGACCGGACACGUACAUAUCCCAGGCAGCUUCCCGCCCUUGACCCACUCCCACCCGCCCUGCAGCAUCAUCCUGUACGAAACCACGACGUGCUGCGCCCCGCCCUCCAAGGCGCGCGCGAACGCGCCCGCGCCCGCCACGUAGAACCCGAAUCCACCCGGGAUCGCGCCAGAAGGAUUGAUGCUGCCCGCCGGGUACACCGCCUCCCAUGCGCGCGCCGGUGCGGUACAGUCCUCCGAGUCGGAGUCGGAUCCGGUAUGGGAAUCCGGCGGCGCGACGAGGCGGUGCGUCGUGCGGGACGUCACGUUGUGGACGCCCAGAUCCGCGUCGUCGAGUGUGUGCAGCGGGAGUCUCGGCGAGGCGAGGGCUGGGCAUGUCGUGAAUGCGGAGUGGUACGCGCGUAUCGAGUCGGGGAUCAGGUGCAUUGCCAUGAUGGUGAGUGCAGAGUCCGGAGUCGAUCACGGGUUGUGGCUGUGAUUCGUGUCUAGGCGUAGUGAUGCUGACCGCUCGUGACUGCCCCACGUAUGUUGGAGCAACUAAGCUGGGAGCUAAGGGAAAGUAUUUAUGUACCGGUUUGUGCAUCUGCAGAGUACUGCUGCGGCUAAGAAAACAGUGGUCGGCAUUGGGGAAAUCAGUUUUCUGACGAUCAAUGUAGACUCUACGGCAGUCACCCGAGACCCUCCGAGGGCUAUCCUGAUACUUUUGAGACCUUUGAUCACAUUCAGAGGCUCUUCCUGGCUCUGGUUGAUCGCAGAGCUAGAGGAGGCAUGUGCGUGUGACCAGCCUGUAGGCAUGUGAUUAGAAUUUGAUGAGCGUAUAAGUUCCAUUUUGGCCUUGGCGCGCUCUGAAAACAGGGUCAAGAUCCGUAUACUGUAUGGGCCGGUCGAGCUGUUCAUCUGCGAGCCUGGUGUUGAAUCUUUCGAAAGCCUCGGACGAUGCGA